GACGGGUAGAUAGACGCGGAGCAUCACGUGAGAGAGGGCGCUACGGUUCGUCACGUGACGGGGGUGGUCGGCCGCGGGUCUGGCUUCGGCCUCGGAGUGUCUGGAUGGCGGUCGAUAUCAAGUUAAAGCGGGCUAACAAGGUGUAUCAUGAGGAGGAAACUCUGUCUGGAGUGGUUAUUUUAACCAGCAAAGAAGCCAUCCAGCACCAAGGGAUCACCUUGACCAUGGAUGGUGCUGUGAGCCUCCAGCUCAGUGCAAAGAGCGUUGGUGUAUUUGAAGCUUUCUACAAUUCUGUCAAACCUAUCCAACUUAUCAGCAAUAAUAUAGAAGUAGCCAAGGCGGGAAAAUUUCCAAGUGGCCGGACGGAGAUCCCUUUUGAAUUCCCACUGAAAGUAAAAGGCAGUAAAGUUCUCUAUGAGACAUACCAUGGGGUAUUUGUUAAUAUACAGUACACACUCCGGUGUGAUGUGCGACGUCCACUCCUUGCAAAGGACUUGCAGAAGAGCUGUGAAUUUAUUCUGCAUUCGUUGCCUCAGAAAGGCAGGUUAACACCCAGCCCUGUGGAUUUCAGCAUCACUCCCGAGUCGCUGCAAAAUGUCAAAGAGAGGACGCCGCUGCCGGGAUUCAAAAUCCGUGGCCGCCUCGACUCGACAAACUGCAUCAUCACCCAGCCACUGACGGGCGAGCUGAUGGUGGAGAAUCUGGACGUGCCCGUCAAGAGCAUCGAGCUGCAACUGGUGCGGGUGGAAACUUGCGGUUGCGUCGAGGGUUACGCCAGAGAUGCCACAGAAAUUCAAAACAUCCAGAUAGCUGAUGGCAACAUUUGUCAAGGUUUGGCCAUUCCCAUCUACAUGGUGUUUCCCCGGCUGUUUACUUGCCCCACGCUGGAAACAACUAAUUUCAAAGUCGAAUUUGAAGUGAAUGUUGUGGUGAUUCUUCAGGACGAUCACCUGAUCACUGAGAAUUUCCCGCUUAAAAUCUACCGCUUUUGAGUUCUGCAGGGGCAGAGCUAUUGAUUUGGAGAAGUGCAGCAUUGGAGUUCACAACGGACUUUGUUGUUCGACAACUAAUUCGCAUUCCAUUCCGAGAAGCUCAUUUGUACAAAUCGUGGCCUACGGUCAUUUUUUUUUGAGAACUGGACAAUUUUCUUAUUUAAAAGAUAAUAAAUAUUUGCACAAUUGUG
Leucoraja erinaceus (little skate) is the source of this 1183-nucleotide messenger RNA. It is a transcript of the gene vps26c, whose product is annotated as VPS26 endosomal protein sorting factor C. Gene Ontology annotation, cellular component: endosome. Gene Ontology annotation, biological process: intracellular protein transport. The transcript is spliced from 8 exons. Bases 105 to 992 code for a protein of 295 amino acids. NCBI's taxonomy places the organism in Eukaryota, Metazoa, Chordata, Chondrichthyes, Rajiformes, Rajidae. The record is from RefSeq and is a predicted model, not a curated record.